This is a messenger RNA of Heterobilharzia americana, 256 nucleotides long. NCBI's taxonomy places the organism in Eukaryota, Metazoa, Platyhelminthes, Trematoda, Strigeidida, Schistosomatidae. The record is from the annotation of a GenBank genome assembly.
AUGCUGUCUACAAGUUUUCAGUUGAAAUGCAACUUUUGGUCAAUAUGGUCUCUGUGUUUAUCCCUCUUAGCCACAGGUGAUGACUUGGAUCACUAUGAAGAUACCAAAGAUGGCGACACAUCAAAAGAAUGGAAACGGGGUUCAAAGAAAUCAAGCAGCAAACGUGGGUGGAAAUCAAGGAGUCAGUUCGAACCGAUUAUGAAGAAGACUGUCAAGUACAAUGAAAAGGCACAAUCGAACUCAACAGACGACUACU